Messenger RNA from Habropoda laboriosa, 390 nucleotides. RefSeq names its product ATP synthase subunit g, mitochondrial (gene ATPsynG). Gene Ontology annotation, molecular function: proton transmembrane transporter activity. The record is from RefSeq and is a predicted model, not a curated record. The transcript is spliced from 2 exons. Gene Ontology annotation, biological process: proton motive force-driven ATP synthesis. The coding region runs from base 85 to 375 and encodes 96 amino acids. Lineage: Eukaryota; Metazoa; Arthropoda; Insecta; Hymenoptera; Apidae.
AUUGUCACUUGCAAAAGAGGAUUGCAGCAGGGUGUUGAAAGGUUGUAUUUCUUCACAUUUAAGGGAACAUUGCGGUGAUCAAAAAUGUCAAAAACUGCAAUAGAAUUGGCCAAAACACUGGCAACAAAUGCGAGGCCUGCUCUUUCUAAAUUUGUAUAUUAUGCAAAAGUAGAACUAGUUCCACCAAAAAUUUCUGAUAUUCCUGCCAUUCGAAGUGGUAUUACUAACUUGUUCAGUUCUAUCAAAAACAGACAGUUUCUUCAACUUACAGUGCGUGAAGUUUGGCUAAAUACUUUAGUUGGAAUUGAAAUCUACUGUUGGUUCUUUGUUGGAGAAUGUAUUGGAAAGCGACACCUUAUUGGAUACAAAGUUUAAAAAUACAUUAACAUU